GUGUCGUCACUUCCUGCUGUCAGCUCGUACACUUCCGGAAGAAGCGGAUGACAACAGUAGAAAUCUAAAGCCCAGAAGCAAUUUUUCAAAUAAGAAAGCUGAUAUUUCGACCUGAGUCGUUGGACGACCAACGGGCUAAACUGUCGACAUGUUUUCCUUCCACGUAUUCGACCACCCGAUGUCCCGGGGCUUUCAGAACCGCUUCUCCACGCAGUACCGCUGCUACUCGGUGUCCAUGCUGGCAGGUCCCAACGACCGCUCCGACGUGGAGAAAGGAGGCAAAAUAAUAAUGCCACCAUCAGCUCUCGACCAGCUCAGCAGGCUUAACAUCACUUAUCCAAUGUUGUUCAAGCUGACCAACAAGAACUCAGACAGAAUGACACACUGUGGUGUGCUGGAGUUUGUGGCAGAUGAGGGAAUCUGCUACCUGCCACACUGGAUGAUGCAGAAUCUCCUGUUGGAGGAAGGUGGUUUGGUUCAAGUGGAAAGUGUUAACCUUAUGGUGGCCACUUACUCAAAGUUCCAGCCACAGAGCCCCGACUUCCUGGACAUCACAAACCCCAAGGCAGUACUGGAGAACGCAUUGAGAAACUUUGCCUGCUUGACAACUGGAGAUGUCAUAGCUAUCAACUACAAUGAAAAGAUAUAUGAGCUACGAGUAAUGGAGACCAAGCCAGAUAAAGCAGUAUCCAUCAUUGAGUGCGAUAUGAACGUGGAUUUUGAUGCACCUUUGGGUUACAAAGAGCCUGAACGACGACCUCAGCACCAGGAAGAACCAACAGAGGAAGAAGCAGAUCCCAGCAGUUACGCUGACAUGGACACAGGAUUCAGAGCUUUUACCGGCUCUGGCAAUCGUUUGGAUGGUAAAACAAAAGGGAUUGAGCCCAGCCCUGCCCCUCUUGGCCCAAGUGACAUCAAAAGAGGCAUUCCCAACUAUGAAUUCAAAGUUGGCAGGAUCACCUUCAUCAGGAACUCGAGGCCUCAGCCCAGGAAGUUUGUUGACGAUGAUGACGCAUUGAACAGAUUCAUCGCCUUCUCUGGAGAAGGACAGUCACUACGCAAGAAGGGCAGAAAGCCUUGAAGGAUUACAAGUGGAGUGACUGGCUAAUGUGCACAGACUCACCAUAUCUAUUGUCACCUUCAACAGCAAAGUAAAAACAAACUGGCCUUCGGAUGCAUUUUGGUUUUGUUUCUCUGUCUCUUCAAACUGGGAGUUUUGCUGUUGAGUUGAGAUGAUAUGUAAAUAAAAUUCUCACAGUAACAUUUUGCUCAACAGAAGCUGGGCUGCAGAAAAUGCUGACGGUUGUAAUUUGGUAAUCACAUGUUACAGCGUGACUGAUUAUAGCCAGGCAUCAUAAAUUCACCACAAUGCCAACACAAAGAAUAGUUUGUGAAGUAUUGUUAUAUCAGAUUUGAAUUGACUUUGAGUUAUAGCACCCCCACCCCCCCCUUCAAUAAUUGUUGCAUUUUUACAAUUCACGUCAGGUAUAGUAUCAUCCAGAGUCCCAUUCUUACGACAGAAUUGGAGCAAUAACAGCUCUAUACUUUUGUUUUUAAUUACAAAUAAUUUUAUUUGUUUUUUUCCUGAGUUAUAGGAAUAAUUUGCAAGUGGUUUUUCCUUUUCUGGUGUAUUUAUAGACAAAUAAAGGACUGUUUUGAAAUUAA
This is a messenger RNA of Micropterus salmoides (largemouth bass), 1665 nucleotides long. It is a transcript of the gene ufd1l, whose product is annotated as ubiquitin recognition factor in ER associated degradation 1. The coding region runs from base 149 to 1081 and encodes 310 amino acids. The transcript has 12 exons. Gene Ontology annotation, cellular component: VCP-NPL4-UFD1 AAA ATPase complex. Gene Ontology annotation, molecular function: polyubiquitin modification-dependent protein binding. The record is from RefSeq and is a predicted model, not a curated record. Lineage: Eukaryota; Metazoa; Chordata; Actinopteri; Centrarchiformes; Centrarchidae.